Molecule: messenger RNA, 3883 nt
Organism: Thecamonas trahens ATCC 50062
Lineage: Eukaryota; Apusomonadida; Apusomonadidae
Exons: 2
Coding region: 1-3837 (1278 amino acids)
Source: RefSeq, a predicted model, not a curated record
AUGUCGCGUGUCUUGGCCUGUUUGGCGUCAUUGGCGUUGCUGGUUGCCACUGUUCGGCUGGCAGCCGCCGCCACGUGCUUCGACCUUCCGCCCGUCCUGCAGAACGACCCUGUGCAGAACGAGGCUGCAACAACGCCGUCGGUCGCUGCCAUGUCAUGGACGCCCAACUUGGUUGCUGGUGGGUGCAAUGAGGCGUUGGAGGGCUACAUCAUUGACCUGGUGUUGCCCUCGCCUAUGUCUCCUCUCGCUGCGCUGACCUCCUCGGCUCUCAACAGCUACACUAUCACUGAGCUGGACCCUGGCCAGACUGCAGCCGGCUUCUUUCGGCCGUACGGCCAGUGGCCGUCAGACCAGGAUGAAGGCAGCGACUUUGACCGCUUUUCUCGGUGCGGAGUUCUUGUCUCGCCGGAUCGCUCUGGAGCAGACGAGCUCGACGACUGCAUGUGCCCAGCCGGCUUUGGCCGAACCACGCCCACCGAACCGUGCGUCCAGUGCGCCGCCGGCACCUACCGCAGCGGCUUUGGUAAUGAGAUCUGCACCGAGUGCCCGGCCGGCACCGACUCUCCUGCUGGCGCCACCUCGCUCGCGCAGUGCGUCUGUCCUGCCGGUGAUUACCUCGACGACCCUGGACCACCGAGCAAGAUCUGCACCGCCUGUCCGAUCGGGACAUGGAAGGCUGCGCUGUCGGACGCAACGUCGUGCAACGAGUGCGAUCUUGUGACAGAGACAACUGUCGGCAACAGUUCGACGUCUGCAGCUGCCUGCGUGUGCAAGGAUGGCUAUUUUCGCAACGCCACCUCGGGCGAGUGUGAGCUCUGUCCGCUUGGCAGCUACUCGGACUCGCUCAAUGCCGGAAGCUGCACGGCGUGUCCAGAAGGCUUUACCACGCUUGACGAGGGCGCAACCUCGGCUGCUGCGUGUGCGGUGUGUGCGCCUGGGCGGUUUGGUGCCGACUGCAGCGGCCUGUGUGCAUGCGCCGACGGGACCCUGUGCAUCGACGGCUUGACAGGUUCCGGCAACUGUACCUGCUCGUCCGGCUCGGGACUCUCGGGACCUAGUUGCGACCAAUGCGAGGUUACUACCUACUACGGCCCGCACUGCAACAUGACGGUCGAGUGCUUCUUUGGCCUGCCCUCGUUUGGCUUUUUGGGCACCGGCACAUGCGUGGCGUGCCACGCCGACCGCUACGACCACUCGGCUGACAAUCGAUGCACGACCUGCGCGCCGAACAACUCUGGGGUCGACUGUCGGACGUGUCUCGCCGGCUCGGGCGUGAAUCCGGCCGACGUCGGCGGUUUGUGCACGCCGUGCUCGCCCGGGCGGUUCAACCCAAGCGCACGCAUGGGCGCGCCAUGCCAGCAGUGCGCGCCGGGCUCGUUCUCAACUCAGCCACGUGCAACAGGGUGCGAGCUUUGCGCCCGCGGCGAGUACCAGCCGUCGCCUGGUGCGGUGGGAUGCCUGCCGUGCGGCCUCGGAAUGACGACGGGAGCCGCCGGUGCGGCAGAUAUCUUUGCGUGCAGCCCGUGCCCGGAGAACACGUUCAAGGACGUGGUCGGCGCCGGUGUCUGCCUCCAGUGUCCGGGCAACCAGACGACGGACGGCGAGACCGGCGCAAGCGUGCCCACCGCCUGCGGGUGCCCGCCCGGCGAGGGUGGCGGCGAGCUUGCCGGCGUUCCGACGUGUCUCCCGUGCACACCCGGAUAUGUCUCGCAGUCGCACGGGACUCAGCCGUGCACGAUCUGCCCGCGUGGUACUACGUGGGCGUCGGCGUCGGCCGGAUGCCUCCCGUGUCCGUUUGGUGGCUACUGCACCGGCGGCGCGGCGCGCCCUGUUCCGGACAACGGGUUCCAUCCUGUGCCUGGUCUCCCGCUAUCGGCGGCGGUCUUUGAGCCGUGCACACCGGCCCGUGUUUGCCUCCGCGGCGGGCUCUGCCGGGACGGCCACGGCGGUACACGGUGUGCGUUCUGCCUCGACGGCUGGGUCAAGAAUCCGCAAACAGGCGUGUGCGAAAAGUGCCCGUCGUCGAUUCCGUACAUCUUUGUCGGCAUUGCGCUCCUUGGCGGCAUUCUCUGCCUGCUCCUGGUCAAGCUUGCCCGGAAGAACACGGCGUUCUUUACCGCGGCCUCGGUCGGGUUCAACUACUUGCAACUCAUUGCCAUUCUCUCGUCGUUCAACAUCAAGUGGCCAAGCUGGACGCAGCGAUUCUUUGAGGUGCUCUCGGCGGCCAACAUUGACCUGCAGCUGUUCAAGCCCGAGUGUCUGGUCUCCAACUCGUCGGAAGCGUACACCACCAUUUGGAUCAUCAAGCUCUGCGCGCCGUGGUUUUUGCUUUCUUUGUUCCUCAUCGGCUUUGGAGCAUACAAGCUGUACGCGCAACUCCGGGGCGUGGCGCCGAUUGUGCAGGCGUCGAUGAAGUACGCGUUCACCAACGCGGCGGUCAUGGCCAUGUUUGUCAUGUACCUGCUGGUGACCAACACCGCGUUGGAGAUCUUCCCUUGCACCAAGCAGGUCGAUGGCAAGCACACGAUGAACCGCGAGCCAUCGAUUCGGUGUUACGAGGGCAGGUGGAACAAGCUCCUUGCCGGCUCGCUCGUCACCAUGAUCAUGUUCUCGCUCUUUAUGCCGGCAGCUGUUGCGUUUGUCCUCUACCGGCGGCGGUUCAACCUGUGGAAGCGAAAGAACCUCUCGCGGUUCGGCCUCCUCUACCUCCGCUACCGGCCGCAGUUUUACUUUUUCGAGAUUGCUGUCCUCUGCCGCAAGUUUGGCGUCGUCUUUGGCAAAGUGGUGUUUUCGUUCUCGGUGGUGGGCCAGGUGGUGACCGCCAUGUUGGUCGUUUCUGCCUCGCUGAUUCUUCAGCUCAAGAGCCACCCGUACGCCACGAUGCGGAUCAACCGGCUGGAAGUGCUCAUGCUCUCGUGCGCCACGCUUGUUCUCACGGUGGCGUUUGGCUACGCGCUCGCCGAUGGCGACCUGUCGACGGCGACGGCGACGUUGCUUGGCGUCGUUCUUAUUGUAGUUGUCUGCGCCACGGUCUUGGUCAUUGUCAUCUGCAUCAUCCUCGAGAUCCGCAAGACGUACCGGCUCAUUCAGCAUGGGCUCGUCGGGCGGUACGUGGUCGAUCGGCUAGAUGUAUGGCAGCCGUUCUUUGAUGCCGAGCUGCACUUGCUCUCGCACACACAGAAGCCGGACGAAGGUGGCUCGCAGGUUGCGGGCUCGUCGAUUGUGAUGACGUUUGCGUCGGAAAAGCCGGUCCAGCUGGUGUGCGAGAUCUUCCUCGAGUCUGUAAUUACUCGGCGCACAGAUGCGUCCAAGGACCGCUUGGCGGCCGACCUGUCGCCGCUGUGGCAGCCCAAGGCACAGCGCGUCGACGUCUCGGCCGACCUUCGGCUGCACACAGUGGUAAUGCGUGCGCCGCGGCCCGGGCACUAUGUGGCGACAUUUGCCGUGGUCGACUGCAGCGAUGGCGUUGACGCCAGAGCGCGCCGGGUGUCGAACACGGACAUGGAGCGACAGUCGCGCUGGCACAAAUGGUGGUCAUCGUUUGUGGCGUUUGUGGACGGGUCGGUGACCGACCAGGCACACGCACCGUCGAUGGUGCGGGCUAUGAUGAUCGACGGCGCCGAGCGGGUGAUCCGGUUCCGGGUCACUGCAUCGCCAGAGUGGGAGGCAACCGAUGCUAUGGUCGGGUCGAAGGUUGACCUCUCGCGCGGCGGCUCGUCGGGCGAGCUUGUCUCGGAGCAGCCGUGGGUCGAGGCCAGCGAGAUGCAUUCGAUCACGACGAUGGACGAAGCACAGCUCGACGCCCAGUUUGGCGGCCAGCUCGAGACGUUUGCAUGAGUGCGUCACAGGCUGAUGUGACUAUUAAACCAUUUCGGUGUUGCUC